Messenger RNA from Phialemonium atrogriseum, 1272 nucleotides. RefSeq lists its product as uncharacterized. The record is from RefSeq and is a predicted model, not a curated record. Gene Ontology annotation, molecular function: oxidoreductase activity. The coding region runs from base 1 to 1272 and encodes 423 amino acids. The transcript has 4 exons. NCBI's taxonomy places the organism in Eukaryota, Fungi, Ascomycota, Sordariomycetes, Cephalothecales, Cephalothecaceae.
AUGGCAACUGCAGCAGUCCAGAUUCCAUUUCCAGCCGGGCCGCCUGGCCAGCCAGAUAUCGAGUACGCUCCAAACUAUGAGAAAUACCAGGAAAGGAUCAAGCGACGAAAGGAAACGGAGACUUUGGAGAAAUCACUUCCUCCCGGCUUCCCACAGAAGCUGAACUCAGCCCUUGUAUGGGAAGGGAAGGAUCUCGGAAACUCAUAUGACUGGUCAUACGAACUCACGCCAGCUGACAUCAACGAGAUUGAGGAAGGCCUGCGGCACUUCCAGUCCCUAAACCAGCCCCUCGGCUUCAUCACGCAGGAGACCUUCCCCCUGCCCAACCUCCACCACACUCUGCGCGCCAUCUCGCGCGAGAUCCACACCGGCCACGGCUUCAAGGUGGUGCGCGGCCUCCCCGUGGACACGCACACGCGCGCCGAGAACAUCGCCAUCUACGCCGGCGUCGCGGCGCACGUGGCUCCCGUGCGGGGCCGGCAGGACCGGCACGUGGCCGCCGGCGAGGACGUGGUUCUGACGCACAUCCGAGACCUCACGGCGAAGGUGGACGCGGCCGCCAUCGGCGCCCCCGCGUACACGGCCGACAAGCAGGUCUUCCACACCGACUCGGGCGACGUGAUCGCGCUGUUCGCCCUCGGCGCCGCCGCCGAGGGCGGCGAGAGCUUCCUGUCCAGCAGCUGGAGGGUCUACAACGAGCUCGCGGAGACGAGGCCCGAUCUGGUUCGGACGCUGGCCGAGCCGUGGGCGGCUGAUCUGUUCGGCAAGCAGGGGAAAAAGUACGUGGCCAAGCCGCUGUUGCACCACCAGCCCGCGACCGACACUACCCCUGAGCGCCUCAUCAUCCAGUAUGCGCGCCGGAGCUUCACCGGCUACUGGGGCCUGCCGCGCUCGGCGGACAUCCCGGCCAUCACAGAGGCGCAGGCAGAGGCCUUGGACGCGCUGCACUAUACGGCGGAGAAGUAUGCCGUCGCGCUCGACUUUAAGAAGGGGGAUGUUCAGUUUGUGAACAACCUGAGCAUCUUCCACGCCCGGGGCGAUUUCAGGGACUCGCCAGAGGAGCAGCGUCACCUUAUCCGGCUUUGGUUGCGUGACCCGGAGUAUGCGUGGGAGACCCCCGAGGCGCUGAGGGAGCGGUGGGAUCAGGUCUAUAAAGAUGUGACACCUGAGAGCUCAGUGUUUCCCCUGGAGCCGACCAUCAGGAGCGCGAGCUCGGGCCACGUCCAACAUUUAGUCAUUGUCAUUCGUGUGAAAGUCCGUUUAACCCCCUAG